GAGAGAGAGAGAGAGAGAGAGAUCGGCCAUCAGUUGAGUGAGCGGGCGAGAGCAAGCGAGCGAGCGGUAGUACGUGCUGCGACCGGAGCUAGUGUGUGUGUGCAGUGUAGUGUAGGUGCAUGCAUGCCUGACCGACGAUCGGAGGCGACGGCGGAGUCCAUGGAGCGGCAGGCCGGGGCAGGGAGAGAGGAGGGCGUGGCGGCGGCGCCGCGGAAGGGCUGCAUCCGCUCGACGCAGGGGCCGUGGACGGUGCGGCGCCGCGGCCGGGGCGGCGGGCUGACGACGUCGCUGCGGCACCCGACGCCCCGCGAGCGGGAGAACAACCGGCAGCGCGAGCGCCGGCGGCGCCAGGUUGCCGCCAGGAUCUACGCCGGCCUGCGCGCCCGCGCCGGGUACGCGCUGCCCAAGCACGCCGACCAGAACGACGUGCUCCGCGCGCUCUGCGCCGAGGCCGGCUACCACGUCGACGACGAGGGCAACGUCACGCGUCACCAGGGUGUCGGCGACGGCGCGGCGGGCCCAAGCUGCAGCUCCGAUCACCAGAAGCCUUCCUCCAUAAGCGGAACGGUGGAGGCGGCGACCCUGCAGCAGGAGCAGGAGCAGCAGCAUCAGGGGCAGCGGGAGGAGGGAGUCAACAUGUCACUUGAGCUCACCCUUUCCUUCGCCUACAUGUAGCUACCACCCUUCUGCUCUAACUAACUCUAGCGACCAGCCAGCGUGCCGUAGUACUGUCAAAGAAUAUUGGAAGGAAGUUGUAAAUCACCUCAGCGUCCUUCACAAUCUGUAAGCCAUGCAAUGACGAUUUGCCAUACAGUUUGCAUGAGCAUGACUACAGGCUUGUACAUAGCCUGUGAACCAAAGCGACCUACCAAAUAAAUAAAUAUUUUUU
Messenger RNA from Zea mays, 889 nucleotides. RefSeq lists its product as uncharacterized. The transcript has 2 exons. Gene Ontology annotation, biological process: DNA-templated transcription; brassinosteroid mediated signaling pathway. Lineage: Eukaryota; Viridiplantae; Streptophyta; Magnoliopsida; Poales; Poaceae. Gene Ontology annotation, molecular function: DNA-binding transcription factor activity. The record is from RefSeq and is marked validated. Bases 160 to 675 code for a protein of 171 amino acids.